Messenger RNA from Gastrolobium bilobum, 2623 nucleotides. Its product is annotated as DEAD-box ATP-dependent RNA helicase 37-like. The transcript is spliced from 7 exons. The record is from RefSeq and is a predicted model, not a curated record. Lineage: Eukaryota; Viridiplantae; Streptophyta; Magnoliopsida; Fabales; Fabaceae. Bases 317 to 2191 code for a protein of 624 amino acids. Gene Ontology annotation, molecular function: RNA helicase activity; RNA binding; ATP binding. Gene Ontology annotation, cellular component: nucleus.
CGUCUUCCUUCUUUUGUCUUCUCUUUCUCAUUUUGCAACCAAACCAAAUUAGGGUUUCUCGAUCUUCCUCUCUUCUUCUUUUUUCACUUACCUCAUCGAUUUAGGGUUUUACUCUUCCCAACAAAAUAAAGGGUUGGUUCUGAACAAUUUUGUGUGUUUUGAAGAAUAUUUAUCUGUUUCCACAAAGGGUUGUUUUUUUUUAUUUUUAUUGUGGGCCCCUUUUAAAUUUUAAAGGUGUCAUUGCUAUUCUGGAAAGGAUUGGUUAUCGUUUGGAAUUUUGUGGACAGCUGUUGACAACAAGAAUUUGUGAUUGACUAUGCGAAGUUCAUGGGCAGAUUUGGCUGCAAAUUCUGCAGCUGACAUUGCAGUUCCUGGUUCUUCUGCCAACAACCCGGGAACUGGCAGCACUUUAGCUCCUUCGAAACCUGUUUAUGUUCCUCCCCAUCUGAGGAACCGUCCACCGUCAGCAGAAUCUCCUGCUCCAACAAAUAGUGGCCCAACUUCUGGUUCUGGUUCUGGUACUGUUGCUGGUAAUGCUGGAUCACGUUGGGCUGCACCGAAAAAUGAUUAUCGUUCUGGGUAUGGUGGCGGUGGCCAUACGAGUGGAUGGGGGAACAAAAGUGGUGGUUGGGAUCAUGGCAGGGAGCGGGAAGUCAAUCCCUUUGGAGAUGAGGAUAAUGUAGAACAGGCAGUUAGUGAGCCGGAGAAUACAGGAAUAAAUUUUGAUGCAUAUGAAGACAUUCCAGUGGAGACCAGUGGUCAAAAUGUGCCCCAACCUGUGAAUACAUUUGCUGAGAUUGACUUGGGUGAAGCACUUAAUCAGAAUAUAAGAAGGUGCAAAUAUGUGAAGCCAACACCUGUUCAGCGGCAUGCCAUACCAAUAUCCCUUGCUGGACGGGAUUUGAUGGCUUGUGCGCAGACUGGUUCUGGAAAGACUGCUGCUUUCUGCUUUCCAAUUAUCAGUGGAAUUAUGAGGGGCCAACCUGUCCAGAGGCCACCUCGUGGGGUGCGUACAGUGUAUCCGCUUGCACUUGUUCUCUCACCAACUAGGGAGUUAUCAAUGCAAAUACAUGAAGAGGCUAAGAAGUUUUCGUACCAAACUGGGGUUAGGGUGGUUGUUGCUUAUGGUGGAGCACCAAUAAACCAGCAGCUGCGGGAUCUUGAAAGAGGGGUUGACAUUCUUGUUGCAACUCCUGGGAGACUGGUAGAUUUGCUGGAGAGAGCUAGAGUUUCAUUGCAGAUGAUCCGAUAUCUCGCUUUAGAUGAAGCAGAUCGGAUGCUGGAUAUGGGUUUUGAGCCACAAAUAAGGAAGAUUGUAGAACAAAUGGACAUGCCUCCACCAGGUGCCAGACAGACUAUGUUGUUCAGUGCCACAUUUCCAAAAGAGAUACAGAGAUUGGCCUCUGAUUUCCUUUCAAAUUAUAUUUUCCUUGCUGUUGGAAGAGUGGGCUCAAGUACUGAUUUAAUUAAUCAAAGAGUUGAGUAUGUUCAAGAGUCUGACAAGAGGAGUCACCUCAUGGACCUUCUUCAUGCACAGAGGGAAAAUGGUGUACAAGCGAAGCAAGCUUUGACUUUAGUUUUUGUGGAGACAAAGAAGGGAGCUGAUUCGUUGGAACACUGGUUGUGUCUUAAUGGUUUUCCUGCAACUACUAUUCAUGGUGACAGGUCACAACAGGAAAGAGAAUUGGCAUUAAGGUCAUUUAAAAGUGGCAACACCCCCAUAUUAGUUGCCACUGAUGUGGCUGCUCGUGGUCUUGAUAUUCCCCAUGUUGCCCAUGUUGUCAACUUUGACCUGCCAAAUGAUAUCGAUGAUUAUGUACACCGUAUUGGAAGGACAGGGCGAGCAGGAAAGAAAGGUCUUGCUACUGCAUUCUUUAAUGACAACAAUUCAUCCCUAGCUAGGCCUUUAGCAGAUCUGAUGCAAGAAGCAAAUCAAGAAGUACCUGCAUGGCUCUCACGGUAUGCUGCUCGAUCCACUUUUGGUGGAGGGAGAAACCGUCGAUCAGGAAAUGGCCGGUUUGGUAGCCGUGACUUCCGAAGAGAGGGCUCUUUUAGUAAAGGUGUUUCAGAUUACUACGCUGCAGGAAACAGCAGUGGUGGCUACGCUGCAGGAAACAGCAGUGGUGGCUAUGGGGCUUCUGGGGGGUAUGCUGGAGGGUAUGGUCCUGGGGUCACUAGUGCAUGGGACUGACUUUUCAACUUUUGUUAGCCUUACAUACUGUCUUAGGCAUAGGUGCGGAUACACACCUAUAGGAUGAUUUUUCUCCCCUUUUGUUUUUAUGGUCUUAAAUUUUACUUCUCUUUUUGACCUCCGUAGUGUUUCAAGCCGUCACCAUUUUGUACUGUUUACAAUGCUAAUCAUUAAGGGGUUGUGGGGUAUAUAUGUGGUCUAGUUGCCACAUCAAUAAAGGUUGUGUAAUGUUGGUAGGUAUUGAUGAUUACUGACAUAUGAGGAGUUUCUUGCCAACAACUUUUUGUCCUCUUAAUUUUGGUCGGAUACUGGUUUGUAGAUUAUGCAAUGACAAUGUUUCUCUCGUUAAGGCAUGCUCUUACUAUUUUCAGCUCAAUUUUUGUUGGAAUUGAGCAUUCCCUGUUUUGAUGGCUAAGGUUUUGUAAUAUUAAA